GAAAAAGGCGGGAGGAGGCCUGGUGCACGCAGGCUUCCUGCUGUUCGCCCAUCCACCGAUUGCGAGGCAGCGAUGCCGAAAGUACCUGCCGGCAUGGUAGACAAGGCAGGAGGCUAUGCGGCAGAAGGCGAUGAUGAUAAGUCCGACCUCAAACGCGUCCGCGGCUGGUCCGUUAUCACUGCCGGAUUUUGCCUCGAGCUCAUCGGGGCGGGGCUAUCCUUCCCAGUUCUCCCGUACUUCGCGCUUCAAGAUCUGGGUGGCAAGGCGACUCACCUGGGGAUGAUGGCCGGCUUCUUCUCUCUCAGCCAGGCGGUCGGUGCAGGCGUGUUCGGCGCACUCUCGGACGCCAUCGGGCGCAAGCCGCUCAUUCUCAAUGCGUUCGUUAUUGCGGGCUGUGGAUGGCUGCUGACCAGCCUUGCCCCUUCUAUCAAUUGGCUGAUCGCCGCUCGGGGUCUGGCGGGCAUCUCGGGCGGAUCCAUACCCUUCAUGCAAGGUGAGUGAGAUGGGAGAGAGGUGGGCCAGCUGCGUUGUGUCUGCGGUCUGAUGGUGUUCUGUGGGGGUGUGUGUGCAGCGAUCACGUGUGACAUGUCUGUUGCCACUGACCGUGCGAGCAUGCUUGCCCUGGUCGGUGCUUCAGUCGGCCUCGCCACCAUCAUCGGCCCCGCGGCCGCGGCGCUGCUCGAAGCAUACCUCGGCCUCAACAGACGGCUCAUUCUCGCCGCAUCCGGUGGCUUCGGGCUCACGGCGUUCCUCAUCGGCUACUGGUUCUUUGUCGAAUCCCACCCACAGGAGCGGAGAAGGCGCCAGCAGUCGCUCUAUAACAACAAUAGCAAUAAGACAUUGGCACCAUAUGACGAUGCAGAGGCGGCCAUCCCUCUGUGUGGCGGGAGGGGUGCCUGGGAGGGCAUCAGCUGCGUGGGGGUGUCCCUGUGCUGCCUGGGGAAGCUCCUGACCAUGCUGUGUUUCGCUGUGAUGCCUGCCACUUACCCGGCGCUUCUGCGGGACUCCUUCGGGUUUGGAGAUAUUGAGCUAGGCCUUAUAUUAUUCUUCGGAGGCGUUGUAGGAGCUAUGACACAGGUGCGCUGCACACGCACACGCACACACACACACACACACACACACAGACCCUUGCCCAUGUGUGUCCGUCUCGCCCUCUCCCUCUUUGUGCAGCUGUGUGUUCUCACCCAUCUGAUGCACAUCGCCGGCCCUCACGGCCUCGUAGUCAUCGGCGCCACCCUACUCGGCUUCGGCCUGGCGCUCGAGCCGCCCCUGGCAGCAGCCCUGGGCUUCCAGGCCCACCUGAUGGCCGUGCUGGCCUUCUCUGUGGGCGUGGCCAUCCUGCUGCCCGGGUUCGCCAAUCUCGUGUCGCUAUACUCCACGGAAGCUCAUCAGGGAUGGGCGCAAGGUCAGAGAGAGAUGGGGAUGGAUGGAUGGCCGACAGACGCGUCAUGGUCUUGUUGUUCAUGUUCAUGCAGGUAUCCUGAAUUCAUCCCGUGCGUGUGCCCUCAUUCUCGGGUACAUGUGUGCGGGGGUGCUGUACGACAAGCUAGGGCCCACCUGGCCGUAUCUCUUGGGCGGGGUCAUGGCCCUCUGCGGCGGGGCGGCGGCAUACGCCGCCCACCUCCUGGCCACCCCAGUCGUAGCUAUCGAAAGCAUCGAGAAGAAGAGCUCUAAGGUGCGCAGAUAUCCGCACCGGCAACAUGAGCGUUGACACAUACGUGAGUUGUGUGUGUCAGGGUGUGGCGACGGUGGCUCGCCGCGUCAUGAAGGCGCACGGGCUGUGCCGAUGCUGAGUCUCUCUCUGCCCUUGUCUGUCUGUCUGUCUGUCUGCCUGUCGUCGGCCAUCGAUCGAUCCGCCAUGUAGAUCAUAAGGAGCUGAUAGUGUGUGCAUAUUGAUUUUUCGGCUGCCUUGCUUGCUUGCUUUCGCAGAGAGAUUUCUGCUUCGUGUGGGAUGGAUGUGUACAGCCGCAUUUGUCACUGUGUGGGGCUGUUGAUAGGGAGGGGGCUGGUCUAGGGCGCUUGGGCGGGGCGUGAGCCAUUUGCUUGGACUGAGAGGACCUCAGCGCUGUACAGGGUCGUUGCUUCGGACAAACUCACUAUCAACACAGACACAGAGAGACAAUCGGUGUUCCCUCUCCCUUUCGAUCGGUGUUCC
Molecule: messenger RNA, 2155 nt
Organism: Vitrella brassicaformis
Lineage: Eukaryota; Vitrellaceae
Source: the annotation of a GenBank genome assembly